This is a messenger RNA of Suillus clintonianus, 1289 nucleotides long. RefSeq names its product NIPSNAP-domain-containing protein. The coding region runs from base 100 to 900 and encodes 266 amino acids. Gene Ontology annotation, cellular component: mitochondrion. The transcript has 9 exons. The record is from RefSeq and is a predicted model, not a curated record. Lineage: Eukaryota; Fungi; Basidiomycota; Agaricomycetes; Boletales; Suillaceae.
CAAGCGUAUAUUGUUACGUACUUUGUCAACCUGUGCCGUUUCAGCCUAGCUAUAACCACUUCCUUCUCCACCGCAUUUUUGUUGCAACUGGCUUUUGUUAUGUUGUCUUCCAUCGCAAAGAGAUCUGUUCAUAAAGUCGCGCUCUCUGGAGCGCGCAGAACGAUAUCCGUCCAGAGUCUCCUCCACGGAUCACCAGAAGCGAAGAAAGCAGGAGACAUCGAGGUUCAACAGCACUCAAGGAUUGUUGCUAGGGGGAAAUAUGUUCACGGCUUCGAGGUUCACCGAGUUACUCCGGGGGCGAUUGACGAGUAUAAAGCCGCAGCGGAGAAGUACUAUGCUGGAAUAAAGGAUGCUCCAGAGUUACACGUUAAAUUGACCGGAAGUUGGGAAACUGUAGUGGGACAGCAGGACACUUUUGUUCAUAUACUUGAAUACGAGAAUUACGCCGGCUUUGACAAGACCACUGAACUCAUAAGAACAUCAGAACACGCCAAGGCGUACAAGGCGCUCCUACCUUAUGUUACUUCGCGGUCGACUCAGCUAACGCAAGAGUUUGCUUUCUUCCCCACUGCGCCACCCCACGCCCAAGGCGGCGUCUUUGAGCUUCGGAGCUACCAGUUAAAACCAGGUACACUACUUGAGUGGGAGAAUGCAUGGCGGAGAGGUAUCGAAGCUCGUCGCAAGUUCGUUGCGCCAGUAGGAGCUUGGUUUUCGCAGGUUGGAAGAUUACACCAAGUGCACCAUAUGUGGCAAUACCCGAGUCUCGAGGCAAGGAAAGAGAUGCGUGAGAAAGCAUGGCAGAUUGAUGGCUGGGCGGAGACUGUUUCCAAGACUUCCCAACUUGCGAAGCACAUGGAUUCGUUCAUCCUGCUCCCGCUCUCUUAUAGCCCUUUGAAGUGAGGGCGUAUAUAGCCGAGCGGGUGAUGUUCCGCUCCGUCUACUUGGAGCAUGCUCCUCAUCGAAUCCGAACGAAGGCUCAGGCUCCUGAUCCUUAUCUUGGGUCCGUCACGUUCUAUUUAUAUACUCCAUACUAAGGACAAGACUGUCAUUCAAGUGUAUUACCUACAAUACCUCGUCACCCAUUCCGAGUAGUUGUUUAUGCAUGAUCACUGUUGCUUGAGAGAGCCAUGAUUGAUGUGCUAUUUUUCAUUCACAGCUGACCAUCAAGGUGUCCGGGAGUCGGAGCCAUUGUUGACCAAGAAAGUCUUGAGACCGUGUGCACGUGGGUUUUGUAUGUGCAAGAAUAGAGCUACAGGAUCCAGUUUCUGGAACAAGUCAUGACAAUUAAU